This is a messenger RNA of Alligator mississippiensis (American alligator), 6273 nucleotides long. RefSeq names its product Rho guanine nucleotide exchange factor 33 (gene ARHGEF33). Bases 310 to 2664 code for a protein of 784 amino acids. Lineage: Eukaryota; Metazoa; Chordata; Crocodylia; Alligatoridae. Gene Ontology annotation, molecular function: guanyl-nucleotide exchange factor activity. The record is from RefSeq and is a predicted model, not a curated record. The transcript is spliced from 15 exons.
GAAGAUUACAUCAUUAAAAGGCAUUUGUUAUGCCUUCAUUUAAAAUCAGUUAUUAGCAUGUGACAGUCCCAUUAUGGGAAAUGUCAAACUGCUAUGACUCUCUCCUCUUUUUUUAUACAGUACUAAUUCCCAGCUCUGACAAACUCUGACAACGGCGGAUCUUAAACUAGCCUGAGGGAUUAGAUCAUCCAGUGCAUCGUUGGACUCACAUGCUAGUUACUCUAAACCAUGGGAUGUUUUCAGUGAACAACAGAAGAUCUUUGAAGUGAAGAUAGAACCCUCUGGCAACCCACAUAACCAUUAGCAGCCAUGGAUUCAAACAAACAAGAAGGAGAGACUGAAAGUGUGCCAGUGAGUAACCCUGCAACACAGAUUUCCCAGUUACAGGCACUGGCUUCUGAGCUGAAAGCAGGUUUCACUGAAGCAAUGCAGGAGCUCUCAAGGAUCCAGCAUGGAGAGUAUGCUCUGGAGGAGAAGGUUAAGAGUUGCCGCUGCGCCAUGGAGGAGAAAGUGGCUGAGAUGAAAAAUUCUCUGAACACUUUCAAGGAGGAGCUCAGUGAUGCCAAGUCAAUGAUUGAAGAAAUCAGUGCCAAGCAAGAGGAAAUGCAACAGAAAAUUGAACAGCUACAGCAAGAGAAACGCAGGGAAUCUCGGAAAGUGAAAACUAAAAGAAUACAGAAGGAUGAACAUGGGUCGCAAACAGUGCCUACCCCUCUGCAAGGCAGUCCAUUCCGAACAAUAAAUCUCCCAGAGCCAGUACUGAUUAGUGAAGAUUUUACAAAUCUCAUGCACAAUGUGACUUAUGAAAAAGGUGUGACUAGUGCAAAUGCUGAGACAGAAGAAAGCCUCAAACCUUCCUUGACAGCUGAGGCUCUUCCAAAGGGUCACCAAGGAUCAACAGUGUGGAAACAGCCCAAGGACACUAAGGAAUGGGGAGAUGAAUAUAUUUCCAAGGAACAGCCAGAGAGAGGGAAGGAAAUGAGCCAAAGCAGAUACAGCUCAGCGGACAGCAUCUUAUGUGAAACUUCCUUUGCUGCCAAAAGACAGAACAUUGCAUUAGAGCUUUUGGAGUCUGAAAGGAAAUAUGUCAUCAACCUGUCCCUGAUCCUGAAGAUCAAAGCCACGUUGCAAGGGCCAGAUGUGAAGAGGAACACAAAGGAGAGAAGUUUCUUCCCCAACUCCUUGAGAUACCUGGUCCAGCAACACAUAGACUUACUCCAUGCACUGCAAGAGAGGGUUCUGAGCUGGCCCCGCCAGGGUGUCCUGGGGGACAUAUUCCUGAAGUUAACAAAUGAUGAGAACAAUUUCUUGGACUACUACGUUGCGUACCUGAGGGACCUCCCUGAAUGCAUCUCGCUGAUCCAUGUGGUGAUUCUGAAGGAGGUGGAAGAAGAAAUUAAGUCUGAUCUCUACAUACUCUUCUUUCAUAUAGUCCAGCGUAUCCCUGAAUAUCUUAUUCACUUACAGAACAUCUUGAAGUUCACAGAGCAAGAGCACCCUGAUUACUACCUGCUCCUAGUGUGCGUGCAGCGUCUUCGGGUCUUCAUCUCACACUACAGCCUCCUCUUCCAGUGCAAUGAAGACCUGCUCAUCCAGAAGCGGAAGAAGCUCAAGAAGUCGUCCUUGGUUAAGUUAUACAAAGGUCUGGCUUCCAGCGCCAGCCAGGAAGUAUCUCCGACGCCCAGCGCCACAUCUCUCCGGGACAGCGGGAUCCACUCCGAAGAGGCCAUGCAGCCAUUCCCACCCACCCCCUCGGCGAGCACAACAGCCCCGCACCUGAUGCCACAGAUGAAGAAGCCCCAGCACACCAUGAUGGAGAACAUCUCAGCUGUAAAGGCCCCUGAGUGGGAAGUAGAAGGGAGAAAGCAUGAGAGACCUGAGAAUCUCCUGGCCUCCUCACAGUUCACAGAGCAGGAGCUCAAGGCCCUCACUGCCACCCUGCAAGCCAUCCCAGAGAUGGAGUACGAAACACCCCCAGCUGAACCCAUGGCAAAUGUUGAACGACCUGCCAGGACCUCUGCUGAGCUGCUGCAGGAUGCCCGCAGCUUCAUGCCAAGCUACGAGGAGUUUGACUAUGGGGGGGAAGUGUUCACCCUGCCAGGGCCCUACGAAGAUGAGACCUUCCAAAACCUUGCCCUAUUUGAGAACUGCUCUCCAGCCUCCUCCGAGUCCAGCUUGGACAUUUGCUUUCUGAGGCCAGUGAACUUCACAGUGGAACCGGAGAGGACCGAGCACACAGUGCAGCCACUACCCAAGAACUGUGCCCCUGUCAGCAGCAGCACGUACAAGCGUGAAGCAUUUCACAGCAAAGGCAAGCAGCUGAGCAGGUCUCUGAAGGAGCUGCCUCGGAGUGCAGAGGGCGUGAGUACAAGGCUGUACAGUACCAGGAGCAGCAGUGGUAGUCGGCUGCAGCAGAAGCCGGAGAGAAGUGUGCAGCCUCAUGUGAUAACCGCUUCAUCUAGGAGCUCCCAGAGGAGCUACUUCCCCCCACAGAGAGGACCGGGUGAAAAGCAGAGCUUCUUGGAAGAGCUCCAUGCAGAAGACAACACCAGGUUCUGCCAGAAGGAUGACAAUGAACAAACAUCCUUCAGUGACCACAACCCAAGGCACGAGCCCAAAGGGGGCUUCCGGAGCUCCUUCCGCAAGCUCUUCAAAAAGAAAUGAGCGCAAUGAGAGAGGUGGGCAGCCAGCCAGCCAAGUGCUCCAGCCCUGCCUGGGGCCGUGGGGUUGGAGGCAGGCAAUGCCCCCUCAGGGUGCAGCUGCCAAGUUAAUGGCUCACACAUUAAGAAGAGCUGGGGGAGGAGGGGGAAGGUAUUCAUCUCUGCUCAGUGCAGUGGUGAGGGGUGGCAGACAGAGACAGUCUAGGUUGGCGAUGACAGGAACACACAAAGCCUUCAUCUGAACCUCAGAGUGAACUUCCCUCCAGGUUUGGGAAGCAUUGCCAAAUACCCACUCCACCCUCUGCAGUAGGAGUCACAUUUCUUUGCCCCUCAGCUCCUCCACAUGUCACCUGGGCCCAACACUAAAGCUGACUCACAUGUGAGAGGAGCUGCAUUUAUGAGACUCUCAGCCUGACCAGAAGCCAGACAUACCAAACAUGUCAAAAGAAAAAGAGAAGGAUGUCUCCCUGCAGGGUCCCCUGCCCAAUUUUGCAGGGCAGAGCCAACCCCACAACCACAGGUUGGGCCUUGGCUCUUUUGGCAAAGGCCCCCCAGCUGUUUUGGCUGUCCUGGGAAGUUCUGCUGUCACUUUCCUUUUGCCUGUUUCCCUUUGCCUGUUUCAAGCUGUAUGAACAACUGCUCUUGCUGCCACGUGGCAGAGCUGAUGCUGGUUCUUGUAGGAUGGUGUCACCUUCUGACCCUUGCUUGGAUCAGGACCCACAGUGCUAGGCACUUGUGGCAUGAGCAGUCUACUGUUCCCCUUGUGUACUGAGCAGAUAGCUCAAAGCAGAGACUGUUUCUUCAUCUGUGUCUAUACAGCACCUGGUGCAAGGGCAGGGGAGUGGAGUGGGCUGAUCAUGUUGGAGGCCUCUAGGUGCUACUAUAAUAUUUGUUAUUAAUAACUAUUACUUUUUGCAUGAAGCCGCCUUGCUGUACUGGGCAUGUGCAAUAGAUUGCUUGGAAUAAUCAGUUAACUCUGAAUGCAUUACAAGCAUUUCUGUUACCACUUCUUUCUUCUGAUUGUAUUGGCAAGGAAUUUUUUUUUUUGCCAUAACAAAGCCACAAUUAUUUUCACCGUGUUAUUGAUGUGAAAACACUCCCAGCUUAGUAAUGCUGAUAACCUAGACCAGUAAUGUAUAUCCUUUAGUUAAAGAAUAAAAGAAAUGGAAGGAAAUUAAAUGCAUCUUUCCUGUACCCUACAUGUUUGGCAGUAAGAGCAGUUGUUUCCAUGGGGCUGCAACACUGGAAGCAGUGUACGUAUUACCUUGGUGUUACUGCAGUGCCUAUGAUAUUCACAGAGUGCGUUUACAUGAGAUGUUUACUAUGCAGUUGACUAAUUAACUGUGCAGUAAACGUCUUGGUGUCUACACAUGCGGCCCUAUUAGGGCACAUGAAACUAAUAAACUCCACAGCAGGGAAGGACUUGUAAAAUACAAGUCCUACCCUACUAUGGAAUUUUUUGUGCACAGCAGCACACAUGUAGACAUUGCCCUGGCUGGCUGGGGCACAGGGUACUUCAGUGUGGGGCUAGUCAGCAGGCAGCCCCUGGGCUGAAGCACCCUCAUGCCUCAGUCAGCCCCUCCACAGCACAUGGAGCCUGGUCUGAGCAGCCUGGGUGGGUAGGGGACUGUGGGGUGGCGAGGGUGGUCAACCUGCCAGCCCAUGGCUACUCCAACUGGGCUCCACAUGCUGUGGAGCGGCUGGUUCAGGCACAAGGGUGCUCCAGCACAGGAGCUACCCCUGCACUGGUUAGCCCCGCACUGAAGCACCCUCAUGCUUCAGCCAGCCCCCCUGCAACAUAUGGAGCCUGGUUGGAGCAGCCCUGGGCUGGCAGGCUGACCCCUCCAGGUCCCCUGCUCCAACCAGGCUCCAUGGGCUGUGCCCAAAUAAACUCCAGAGCAAUAUGCUCCAAAGUUUAUUCAUGUGCAUUAACUGUAUGUGCAGAUGUGCACACAGAGGCUGACUUGGGUACUGCGUAGGCACUGUGUUAAGGAUGGCUCUCCUCUUUAAAGUACUUGCAGUCCAUCUAGAUACAGGGUGAAGGCAGAAACACAGUAUACAGAGCUCCCUGACCACUGUGCUCCAUGAAUCCAUGAACGGGUUAGACCAGUGUUGAGUCUGAGCAGGAUACCGAGUUCCAUGGCUAUAGUUACAAAUGGCCCUGCAGCUUGAUCAGGUCAUGUGUCCUGUCCAGCUACUGGUGGUGUGCCUGUGGGCCAAGCCUGAUGCUAAUCAGCAUGCUGUCCAGCAGGUGAAGUGGAGGUGGCCCAGUCGGUCCAGCAGCAGGCUAUGGCACUGCCAUAAGGGGUCAGGAACCUGGAGCCCCAGUUGCUGGUUGCUCAUGGUCACUCACACGCUGCUCAGCCCUCUCUUGCAAGCUGGCAGUCUUGCUCUCAGCCAAACUUUUUCUUUUAUGGAUAAAAAAAAAUUUGGUUUGUCACCAGAAACUAACAUUUCCAGGGACAAGUUUCAUCUUUGUUGUCAAAAUAUUCUAGCAGUUGGACAGCAAGAGAAAAAAAUUCAAGAGAAGACAACAUUAACCACCCCUCCCCCUUUUGGUUUCUAAAAACUGAAAACUAAAAAACGUUGUGGCUUCUGGGAACCAUUUUAGUUAAAAAAAUACAUUUAUUUGGUAAAAAAAAAAAAGGUCAAGAAAAUUUUCAGGAAGCAUUAUGGUCUCCCCUCCUCCAAACAAUUGCAAUAGAAAUUUCCUACCUAAAGUACCUGGCAGUGGUCAGAUCACACUGUUCUAGCACUUCCCCACAGUGAUUCUGCCUCCUGCCACCCUGGCAACCUUCUGCCCAGUGUCAGUUCAAUCAGUUCAUGGGCACCUGUCCUGGCAAUAAGGGCUCCUGGAUGCCUUUUACUGCUGAAUCAGUGCAGCCAGAAUAUGGCACUGAGAAGCCAGCUGUGGACAGACCUCUUUGCCCAUCAGCACGCUCCGCACCACAGCCAGCUUCAUGGUCUAAACAAGAAAGGAAUCAUCCGGAGCAAAGGAGAUGUGAGAGCCCAUCAGGAGAAGGGUGCAGGUUGCACUGAAGAGCAGUCUAAGCUAAAGGCUGGAGGAGGAACAGAAGCAGGGUGAGUCAUGUUGCCCAGCUGCAGGGCAGUGCCAUCAAAGGCACAAAGGCAAGAAGAGGCUCAGGGAAUGGUAGUGAGGAAGGACUGGGAGAGGACAGGGAUGUACACAGGGUCAAGUUCUUGUGGCCUGUCUGAUUCCAAACUCUCCAUGACAGGGAAGCUAUGCUGGCAGAGCCAGACAUCAGUGCAGAGGGGCCCACUGCAGUAGCCAGAUUUCAUGGAGAGCAGCCAAGGAUGUGCAGGGACCUGGGGAAGCCCACUUGGUGUUUCAGCUUCUGUUUGUGGUCUCGGGUGGAUGUUACAGUUCUGCUCCUGUGCCAGUUCUGCCUCCUUGUCCCAUAGGGGAAUGGCACUAUUCUGCCUCUGUAUCUGCUCCAAGGCUGAAAAGUGUAUUUAAAAAGGAGAGGAGCCUGCUCAGUACAAUGGCAGGUGAGCUCAUCAUCUCACGGGCUCUGGCCCAACCCUUGCUUUGAUGCUCAUGCUCUGGAAUAUUUUUUUCUGUCUCUGCCAAAUAAACUCUGCUUUUAAAUAA